Messenger RNA from Cooperia oncophora, 987 nucleotides. The record is from the annotation of a GenBank genome assembly. Lineage: Eukaryota; Metazoa; Nematoda; Chromadorea; Rhabditida; Trichostrongylidae.
AUGGGCACGCCAACACUCGGAUAUGUUGUAGCUGUGUUCACGGCCAUUUCAACGACAAUCUGCCUUGGUUUCGUUGUCUACCUGAUUAAUGAUAUCAACAAUUUCUAUGACGACACUAUAGGAGAACUCGCCGUAUUCAAGGACUUGGCGAAUACAGCGAUACGAAGAGCAGCUAGACAUCACCGCAGAAGUAGACAGACUUCUGAUGAUCGAUGCAACUGCGGUACAAAGGCGCAAAAUUGCCCCACUGGGCCUCAAGGUCCUCCUGGACCCGCGGGAGAACCUGGCGAUGAUGGAAGCCCAGGUGAACCUGGCGAACAGGGCUACGAUGGUAUGGCGAUUUCGGGAGCAGGAGGACCACUUGGUUGCGUAAAGUGCCCUGUAGGUCCUCGAGGGCCGCCAGGGCCACCUGGUCCACCUGGUGAGCAGGGUAUUGAAGGUCCACCUGGAAUGCCUGCACAAAGUGGCGAUGCCGGCGCGCCUGGAGAGCCUGGACCACCUGGAGAUCCAGGACCGGUAGGCCUACCUGGCUCUGACGGCCCACCGGGAACACCUGGCAUGUCUGCACAACAUGGCGUUGGAGAACCUGGACCAGAGGGACCUAUCGGAGCAGUGGGUGUGCCUGGUGCUCCCGGUCCCAAUGGUUCUGAAGGAUUAAUGGGCAUACCCGGUCCAAUGGGACCUCCAGGAAUGCCUGGAAACCCUGGCGAGCCUGGCGCAGACGGAGAACCAGGUCAAAAUGGGCCUGAAGGACUGCCGGGAGAUGAUGCCGAAUAUUGUCCAUGUCCAACUAGAACUGUUGGCCUCGAUGAAGAUGAAGAGGAAGCUCCUGCUGGCGGUCGUGGUAUGCCACCAGGUUUCAAGCCAACAGACGACUCAGCUCCAGAAGGUUCUGCUGCAAAGAGAAGAUCCAAGAAGGGCCAUCAUCGUCAUCAUCGACGUUCGUACCAUAAACGACCAUCGAGAAGGUUGAGAAUGAGGCACUAA